GUUAGAUUUUGUAAAAUUGUUAUUGUGAUAUCUGUGACUUCUCAAUCACUGUGAUUUCUAACAGAUUCGCGAUUUCCUGCCCACCACUACUAGAUUUUAUUAGCGAGAGCUGUGAAUUGUAACCGACCAGCGAAAUAUGUAAGGACUGUGACACGUGUGAACUGUGAACGACCAGAGAACUGCAUGACAAUUGUGAUUGGUAGGCUUUGAACAUUGAACUUUUUUUGAACUUUAGUUGAACUAUAAUAUCUGAUGCUGCAAAAUCAAAUUCAUCGUUACAGUGAAAGUUCUGAGGUAUAGGAAGUGCUGAAGUGCUAUGAAAAUAAAAGUUAACGUUUUGUGCGUGGCCCAUGGGACUACGUUAAAAUUCGUCACUUCAAAUUCUUCAUGCUACGAGUCGGCGCAGCGUGCAGAGCAGGGUACAAAGCAGCCACAGACAACAGGUGCGGCGAUAGCAAGCAGCGGCCGGCGCAUUUAGCAACACAGGGAGCGUUUGAAGCUCCAGCUGCAGCACACCACAACAGCGGAGUUGCAACCAGCGGUGCAGCCCGUAGCUACGAGAAUCAGCGGCAGUACGUGGUGGAAGAAAAAGUAGUCUCGAAGAGGAUGGGCAUUGUGUUUAGUGGACGAUGCUACAGCAAGGCGCGUCUCGACAACAAAACGGCCAUCAUCACUGGCGCCAACACAGGCAUCGGUAAAGAGACUGCGUUAGACCUGGCCCGCAGAGGAGCGACCGUGGUGCUAGCAUGCCGAGACGAGCAGAAGGCGGAAACAGCGGCGGAGGACCUUCGGAAGCGGUUGCAGAGCUGUGAGGGGGCGGGGCAGGUGCACGUCCAGAGGCUGGACCUCGCAUCUCUCACUUCAGUUCGCGCCUGCGCACGACGGCUCCUGGAGCAGCACCCUAAAAUACACCUGCUCAUCAACAACGCCGGCAUCAUGGCGUGCCCGCACGCCGUGACGGAGGACGGCUUCGAGAUGCAGCUGGGUGUCAACCAUCUCGGCCACUUCCUCCUCACGUGCCUCCUGCUGCCCAGGCUUCGCGCGUCUGCUCCUGCCCGCAUCGUCAACGUCUCCUCGCUGGCGCAUUUAGGUGGUUCUAUCGACUUCGACGACCUGAUGUGGGAGAAAUCAUACAACGCGACUUUCGCUUACGCGAGAAGCAAGCUUGCCAAUAUCCUGUUCACCAAAGAGUUGGGUAAACGACUUGAAGUUGUCCGGAAUCCUAUAGGUACUGGCGUGACAGCAUACAGCUUGCACCCAGGAGUCGUUGCGACUGAGCUCAGCAGACAUUUCGACUCGGCGUACUUCCCUGGGGUGACCUGGCUCUUUAACAACAUGGCGCGCUUCGUCAUCAAGUCUCCUGAGCAAGGGGCGCAGACCUCCAUCUACUGCGCUGUCGAGGAGAGCCUCAGCAAAGAAACUGGACUCUACUACAGCGACUGCCAACGGAGGAUGCCGUCGAGGCGAGCUCGGGACGGGGAGACGGCGCGUCGCCUGUGGGAGGAAAGUGCGCGACUCGUCGGCCUCAAAGAGUGGGACCCGUGCACCGCGCCUGACGGCUCGCAGCCCUUCUGAGCGCUUCUGCAAUUGACUCUUACUCAGCUCUCACACCGUCACACAGCUAGUGAUGAAACAUCGGCAAACAGGCGGAAAACCGUCCUCAUUCUAGCUUUCGGGAUGAAGGGACUUCCUCUGUCACGAGAUAAGGGAGUAAGAGCACACAAUUCAGUAACCGAAAUCGGAACUCAUCCGUAAGCCGACCAUAAACAGUAUUUUACGGUAAAGGAUUUACAGUCCAAAGGUUGUGCAUAUAUGAUCGAGGAUAAGUGGAGGAAAGGCGUCCAUGUGUGUGUGUGUGUGUGUGUGUGUGUGUGUGUGUGUGGGUGUGUGUCAGGAACAGAAAGCCGACACUUCUCUGUACCUCCAGUAUAAACUGUAUAGGCUUUCUUACGAAAAAACCCUCUCUCUCUCUCUCUCUCUCUCUCUCUCUC
Schistocerca piceifrons (Central American locust) is the source of this 1991-nucleotide messenger RNA. Its product is annotated as retinol dehydrogenase 13-like. The transcript is spliced from 8 exons. NCBI's taxonomy places the organism in Eukaryota, Metazoa, Arthropoda, Insecta, Orthoptera, Acrididae. The record is from RefSeq and is a predicted model, not a curated record. Bases 388 to 1575 code for a protein of 395 amino acids.